AUGAAUGACAACCGGACCGCGCUGCACUGGGCCUGCUCGGCGGGACACACGGACGUCGCCGACCUCCUCCUCGGCCUCGGCGUGCCUGUGGGCGACAAGGACGAUGCUGGUUGGACUCCCUUACAUAUUGCCGCUUCGGCAGGCCGUGAUGAAAUUGUGAAAGCCCUCAUUGCCAAGGGCGCUCAUGUAAAUGCUGUCAAUCAGAACGGCUGUACGCCCCUGCAUUAUGCAGCCUCCAAAAAUAAGCAGGAGAUUGCAAUCAUGCUUUUAGAGAACGGAGCCGAUCCGGAUGCAACAGAUCAUUUUGAAUCCACCCCAUUACACAGAGCAGCAGCCAAAGGGAACCUAAAAAUGGUACAGAUCCUUCUGCAGCACAAUGCGUCUGUUGAUAUACAGGACUCUGAAGGGAAUACUCCUCUUCAUUUAGCCUGCGAUGAAGAGAGAGUGGAGGAGGCAAAGCUGCUGGUGUCUCACGGUGCAAGUAUUCACAUUGAGAAUAAAGAAGAACUGACCCCACUGAAAGUGGCAAAAGGUGGCCUAGGAGCCAUACUUAAAAGAAUGGUGGAAGGCUAGUGGGAACUUCUGACUUGAGUCUCUUUCCUGUUGCAUUUGUAUUUAAGACUGCGAACUUCAUAUUUUGAUAGUUCAACUAGGAUAUCAUGUAUCGGCAUCGGCAUGGAUAAUAAAAUUUGUAUCUCUAGCUUUCCUUCCAGUACAGUGCCAAAACAACCGUUUGUGCUUCCUGCUAAUUAAACAGUUCACUGAUUUUAAGGUAUUUUUCACGAUGUUGCAGUUUUCUUUCAGCUUACAGUAUGAUCUGUAUAAAUGCAGUCAUUCCUUCUAUUUCACAGCCUAGUUUAGGAUUAUUUCUUUCAAGCAACAGGACCAAAAAUGCUUUAACCAUUUAAAGUCAGUUUUAGUUUGGAAGCUUAUUCUAGAGUCUUUGUUUUUU
Nipponia nippon (crested ibis) is the source of this 952-nucleotide messenger RNA. The record is from RefSeq and is a predicted model, not a curated record. Lineage: Eukaryota; Metazoa; Chordata; Aves; Pelecaniformes; Threskiornithidae.